Messenger RNA from Musa acuminata AAA Group (dessert banana), 779 nucleotides. RefSeq lists its product as uncharacterized. The record is from RefSeq and is a predicted model, not a curated record. NCBI's taxonomy places the organism in Eukaryota, Viridiplantae, Streptophyta, Magnoliopsida, Zingiberales, Musaceae. The coding region runs from base 206 to 481 and encodes 91 amino acids. The transcript is spliced from 5 exons.
UCGACCAACAUCAAAACCGCCUUCGCCUCUCUCUCUCUCUCGCUCGGUCGCUCGCUCGCCGCCGCUUCGCGCUUGCUGGCCGACUGCGCACCAAACCAUUCAAGAUUAGGGUUUCGCUCGCCUCUUGCUCGGAGUCUGUUUGAUUUCAGCCGACUGUCUGUUGAUCUCUCUUAGUGUGUGAUUGCAAGGCUCCAGAGAAAAGGCGAUGCCGUCGAUUCAGACUGCACUGCCUCCCGAGCUUGCUGACAACGUGAUCAGGUUGUAUCGAGAAUGCCUGCGGAGGGCGAAAUAUAUUGGCCAUCAGCGACACAACACUGAGGCUGUUGUUGGAAUGGUGAGGCAGCAAUUUAGGAAACACAUGCACGAAACUGAUCCUGAAAAAAUACAGAAGCUGAAGGAUGACGCUGCUAGGGGCCUUAUCAAUCACAUGCUCUAUGAGGCAGAAAAGAUGACAGGUCAUAAGUUGGCUGGUUCCAAAUGAUUUCCCUGAUAAUAUAUGUAAUAAAUCAGUGACCAAUUUUGAACUAGCUGCGCUCUGUCUUAUUGGCCUCAUGCUGUCUUGUUCGAUUAGUUUGCUGUAAAAGCACGUUUGGUGCUUAGUCCUUGUAUCUCUGAUUUUUGGGAGGGUUAUUUUUUCAAAUAGUGUUGGUGCCACUGGAAAUUUGAAGUAAUUCCUGUGACCCUAUGUUUUUUAUCCCCCAUACAUCAGAUAUACCUUUAAGAACAUCUUAAUCAUUUUCUUUGGCUAGCUUGAAUCAAUUUAUAAUCUGAGACUCCAA